GGUCAGAUGUUGCACAUGCUGCAAGGGGCACGUGCCUUCUACAAAGCUACGGCGGGACAGAACCCAGGGCGGUGCGAUGCUCUCGCUUGGGUUGCUGAUCCUUCUGCUCGCUGGACACCUCGCCCUGGCCGUCCGUCCCGUAGCAUAUGCUGCCCAGUCGCAGGUGGACGAUGAGAGCAACGAACAGGUCAAACGGUCCCGACAACGCUGCCGUGAAGACGCCUUCUUAGAAUUGCGGGCUACGUGUGAACAGCACUUGGACGAAAUCAUGCGACUGUACAGCAAGGGCGACCGCGCCCAAUCCUGCGCGCGACUGCGUCAGUAUUCAAACUGCGUCAAUCGCGCCUUGAACCGCACUCGGUGUCACAGAGUGGCCCAGAUCUACCAGAGGGAACGGCAGAGGAUGCGGGUGAACGUCAACGACUACAACUGGAGCUGCUCCAUGAGUCGACAGGAGUACGCCCCCGAUGAUUGUGACGGCAAGCAGGUGAUCAACCAGCACAUGAAAUGUGGCACAACAUUCCAGAAAUUCGUAGCUACUUUGAACGUCUACAGGGACAGGGAACAGACGUGCCGUGCAGUGCGCGACUACAAGCGCUGCGUCAAACCCAUAUUUCAAAACGAGGACUGUCGAAGCAACCAGGACCUGAUGGACAAACUGCUGCGUUUUUCGCACACUGUCCUUAACGAGUACAGCUCUGCGUGCAAGGAAGCGCAGAGAGGACACUACCAGGAAGCCCCCGCUACCAAACAAGACGAUGAGGAGGUCAGCAACUUCUGCCGAUUCGAAGACCUGCGACAGAGGACGCUGCAGUGCCAGAAGGAAGGUUACAGUAUCAUUCGAACGCGGGACGCGCACUCAAAGUCCGACAUUUGCGAGGAGCUCAAAGUGUUCCGGGACUGUGCAGUGGCAGCGCUCAAAGGAAAUCAUUGCGGCAGGGACAGGUCCGCUCGUCAGUAUGUCGCCGGAAUAGUGAGGGAAUCAUUUUCCAGGUACGGCAUCGAAUGCACAGCCCUGUGGAACGAUGCCGCUCGCUUGGCCUUCACGUGGGUGACUUAUAUUGGAGCACUUUGCUUACUCUUAUUGUAGGAAACAUAUGUCAACUACUAAUGAACAAAUAAGACUAUAAUAAACAACGAUUUACUUUACA
This is a messenger RNA of Ornithodoros turicata, 1151 nucleotides long. RefSeq lists its product as uncharacterized. Lineage: Eukaryota; Metazoa; Arthropoda; Arachnida; Ixodida; Argasidae. The record is from RefSeq and is a predicted model, not a curated record. The coding region runs from base 77 to 1090 and encodes 337 amino acids. The transcript has a single exon.